CUCUCCUCCUCCCCCGAACCGCGAUCCUCUCCCUCUCCUCCUCCUCCGCCGCCCCGCGCGCGGCAGCUCCAGAACCGCCGCCUCUGGACCUACGCCCUCACCUUCGGCUGCGUCGCCGGGUUCAUCGUCAUCGUCCUCAGCAACUUCCAGGACCAGCUCGUCUUCUACAUCACCCCCACCGACGCGCUCCAGCGCUUCGCCGAGAAUCCCUCGAAGAACCGCUUCCGCCUCGGCGGCCUCGUCCUCGAGGGCUCCGUCGUCCACCCCUCCGCCUCCUCACCCGAGAUGGAGUUCGUCGUCACCGAUCUCAUCACCGACAUCCUCGUGCGCUACGAGGGCUCCCUCCCUGACCUCUUCCGCGAGGGCCACUCCGUCGUCGUCGAGGGCUUCUUGCGCCCCUUCUCUGCGGACGUCAACGGUCCCAAUCUCGCGGGCCCCAAAGUGUCGGAGAAGGCGAGGAGCAUGGAGUGCUUCUUUAAGGCCACCGAGGUGCUCGCCAAGCACGACGAGAAGUACAUGCCCAAGGAGGUGGCGGAGGCGCUCGAGAGGAACAAGAAGAAGAUGGAAGCUGCGGCUGCUGCCGAAGGUUCGGCGGAGAGGAGUUGAAAUACCCAACCUUAAACCCUAAUUCAGGUUCUUACCAAUAUUUGAUACCUCAUCAUUCAUUUGAUUAUAAGUUUUGCCGAGCUUGAUUAAAAAGUUCUAAUUUUAGACCAAUUUUUGGGAUUCUGCGGCUCCUAGCUGUUGUAAUGAGACAAUCCACAGUUUUGUACUGGGAAUAAGAAAAAGAGAUGAUAUCAUUUUUUGCUUCCCGAGAGGCAUAGAUGUGGAAUUCAGAUGUGGUUGGUUGCUUAA
Ananas comosus (pineapple) is the source of this 855-nucleotide messenger RNA. RefSeq names its product cytochrome c-type biogenesis protein CcmE. The annotation marks the transcript as partial. Gene Ontology annotation, biological process: protein-heme linkage; cytochrome complex assembly. NCBI's taxonomy places the organism in Eukaryota, Viridiplantae, Streptophyta, Magnoliopsida, Poales, Bromeliaceae. Gene Ontology annotation, molecular function: heme binding. The transcript has a single exon. Gene Ontology annotation, cellular component: plasma membrane. The record is from RefSeq and is a predicted model, not a curated record.